Toxorhynchites rutilus septentrionalis is the source of this 2195-nucleotide messenger RNA. Its product is annotated as zinc finger protein 271-like. NCBI's taxonomy places the organism in Eukaryota, Metazoa, Arthropoda, Insecta, Diptera, Culicidae. The record is from RefSeq and is a predicted model, not a curated record. Gene Ontology annotation, molecular function: zinc ion binding; RNA polymerase II transcription regulatory region sequence-specific DNA binding; DNA-binding transcription factor activity, RNA polymerase II-specific. The transcript is spliced from 2 exons. Gene Ontology annotation, cellular component: nucleus. Gene Ontology annotation, biological process: regulation of transcription by RNA polymerase II. Bases 90 to 2114 code for a protein of 674 amino acids.
UGUUUGUAUACAAUGGAAUAUAGUAUACAGAAAUAUUGAUUUGUUUAGUUAUCGCAGUUAUCGCAACUCAAGUUCGCAAACCAGUAUUCAUGGGCGAAAGAAUGGGAACCCGGAAUGGCGCCGGCUGUCGCUUCUGUGGAGAUAGCGACGAAUUAAUCGCUUUGAACGAGGUGGUGGACUUCACCGAGGGUGCUAGUAUCGCUGCGACUAUCAAUGAUUUAGCGGGAGUAAAUAUAAAACCAGAAGAUGGCCGAUCUCAGUGCAUAUGUUUUCAACGAUGUUUGGCUCGUUUGCGCGAUUGCUACCAUUUCAGACAACAAAUACAAAAGGCAGAAGAAACGGUGCAAAGUUUCAGUGUACAAAUAAAGGAUGAAAUCGUGGUAACUAACGAUGAUAAUGUCUCCGAAGAAGAAUAUGUUAUGGAAUACCUAAUGGAGGAUGAUGAUAAUUGUGGGAAAGGAAUGAACGAAAUCGAACCAUACAAAGCAGACGACAUUGGAUUGACUGCUGAAUUUGUUUUGCCACCUGAAGAGUUUAUCGUUAAUCAAUUGGAAUAUGAAAACUUCAAUUAUCUAGAGUUCAGUGGUGAACGCUGCUGUGGAUGUAAACGUUUUGUGAAGGAUGUAAAUCAACUGUUAAGCCACUCCAAAGAGACUCACAUUUCCUUCGAAGAUUGUGCAGAAUUUUGUUGUAAUGUUUGCAAAACCAACUUCGAAAGUGAAACACAACUUCGAGAACACAAGACCUAUUUCAGCAUAAAAGAACUGUAUAUAUGUAAACUUUGUCAGCAAUGUUUUCAUGGGAGACAAUCGCUUAUGUUACAUAUGGAGAACAACGAAGAUCAUUCUAAUCGAACGAAGGAGCUUGCUAUGGACGAUGGCGUGUUAGUUGAGCCUCCAGCUGUAGGCCAAGAUAUCGAAAUUGAAUUCAGCUUACCAGAAGAUGUAGAGAAUAAAGCCCAGAAUCAGCGUCAAUCAACAAAAUUUCCAGAUCAGAAGUUGAUCAGCCAUAUAGAAGAGUACGACCAGUAUCAAGUUAUUCACGUAGAAAACGCAGAACGCUGUUGUGGGUGCGGAGUGUAUUUCGAAACAUUCGAAGAGAUGGUGCAACAUGCCCAACAGGAACAUCAACAUCGGAAAACUCCAGCUCCGAAUAAACCAUUCUGUGAAAUUUGUCACGAAAGUUUCAAGGCUGCGUAUGCUUUGAAUGCUCAUAAAACUCAUUGUCGAUUCGUGAGGCAACUCUACCACUGUAAACUUUGCAAAAUCAUUUACUCACGAAAAUUUCACCUGAAGCGGCAUUUCCAAACUGCACCCAAUCAUGUGAUAGAUAGCGAUAGUCUCGGACUCGUCAAGCCUAGCAAUCGUAACGCAUCGAAUGCUGGGUUUGCGUGCUGUUUUCUGAAAUGUUCACAUGUUUUCGGAAGUGAACAGCAGCUCCUCGCCCACGUUGACGAACAUCAUGGACCGCGUAGGAAAAUAAAUUCAGCAGAAAGAAUUAGUGAGGAACAUGUUUGCGUGAUUUGUUUGCGGUCUUUUGGUUCUCAGCAAUUACUGUUGCUCCACCGGAACCGUACACUGAAGAAGAAACACAUAUGUAGUUAUUGCGCGGAAGCUUUCCUUAUUCCUAGUAAACUCCGAGAGCACGAGCAGCUCGUUCACUCUGGAAAUGUUCCCCAGCACCCGUGUGACGUUUGUGUGAAAGUGUUCCGAACAGUGAAUCUUUUGAAAAUGCAUAAGCAAACGCACAACCAGAAGCGUGAAUUUUCCUGCGAUCAAUGCACAGCUCAGUUUCUGUUUCGUUUCCAGUUGAAAAAACAUGUUCGCGGUGUUCACCCCACAAACUUUCCUUACGAGUGUAGCUUUUGCGAGAAAAAGUUUUCCACCAAAGCAAAGUGUGAUCUCCAUUUGCGAUCCCACACCGGCGAGAAACCCUACAGUUGCCGGUAUGAAUCUUGUGGGAAGCAGUUUUCACACGUCACCGAUCGAAAACGACAUGAGAUGGGCGUUCAUACGGGUGAACGGCCAUAUCGCUGCGAACAUUGCCCUGCAGCGUACAUCCGGAAACGAGAACUGCUCAUGCACAUGCAAAAACAUCAGACAUUGAAGGGUUAAUUGAGAAUAAUCGGGGAAUUCGAGGGAGGUGAUAUUGCUGAUGUUCCUGCAAACUUGAAAUGACAAUAAACCAAAAAAGUU